ACCAGCUCCUCCCUCACCGACCACUACAUCCCGCUCUCGACCCACAUCGUCUGGCACAUUGGCGACAUAAACUCUUAUGUCUUCGAACAUUCCUACGCGGCGUGUGACGCGCACAACCACCCGCGCGACCACCGCGAAAGACAACGAAAAUGCCAAUGCACGCAACGCCAGACCUGUUACUCGCGCGAAACCCCCUUCUAAAACCGCUCCCGCCACGUCUGUGACGACCCGCGCAGCAGGAGCUUCUGCGCAACCCAAGGCCAAGGCGACUGCUGCAGCGGAAGGCAGCGCGCAGGGCAAGCGUAAACGUGCGGCAUUGGGAGAGGUGACCGCGCCCCCGAAUCGAACCAAAGAGAAUCCAUCGCGUGCUUCGAAGCCACCGAGCAAGCAACAAACGGCGGGAGCAGCGAAAGGCAAGGAGAAGGUAGAGAAUGCUACCGAGUUGAAGGCUAAGACUACGACGAGGGCUGGCUCUGUUUCCAAAGCCACCGGCUCCAAGGCUGGAGCUACGAAGCCCCCAUCCACUGGGACACGCGCGCCCCUUGGGACCGUCGGUGGUACUGCUACGGGCAACCACCGGCGCACUAGGAGCACGACCCUGCAGCGCUUGGAGGAAGUCGAGGAAGUUGUGGAGGAAGAACCUAUGGCCAUCGACCAUCCUGUCGAGCCACGUCGCGCCUCUGGCCGUACGACUGUCAAGACGGAAGUCACAGUCGUUGAGACUUCCACCCAUGCCACCGGGGCGCGUCGUGCUUCUGACAAGCACGUAGAGAAGAAGACGUCCACGCGCUCGAUCAAGUCUGUUGCUCCCAAGCCUGAGGAAGAGGAGGACGAGGAGGAUGCUCAUCGCGCGCACAAGAAACGGCGCACCUCCCCUGACCCUGGAGACGGUGACCGCGAGACCUAUGAGGUCGAGACGCGGGAGCAGACCACAGCAGACCUCGCUCAGGCGUUCGCUGAGCAACUCGAGCGUGCCUCCAUGAGCAUGGAGAAGGAGGCCGACCCGAACGGCGACGAGUGGACCGACCUUGAUGCGGAGGACGCGGAUGACCCACUGAUGGUCAGCGAGUACGUCGUCGAGAUCUUCGAGUACUUGAAAGAGGUUGAGCAAACGACCAUGCCGAACCCGAACUACAUGGAGAACCAGAAGGAGCUGGCGUGGAAGAUGCGCGCCAUACUGAUGGACUGGCUUAUCCAGAUCCACUUCCGCUUCAGGCUGCUCCCCGAGACGCUCUUCCUCUGCUGCAACAUCAUCGACCGCUUCCUCUCGGCGCGCGUCGUCUCCGUCGCCAAGCUGCAGCUCGUCGGCAUUACCUGCCUCUUCAUCGCGGCCAAGACCGAGGAAAUUGUCUCCCCCUCCGUUGUCAACUUCCUCCGCUGCGCAGAUUCGUCGUACACCGAGCACGACAUCCUGCAGGCCGAGAAGUACGUGCUCAAGACCCUCGACUGGAACUUGAGCUACCCGAACCCGAUCCACUUCCUGCGGAGGGUGAGCAAGGCCGACGAUUAUGACGUCCAGGCCAGGACUAUCGGAAAGUACUUGAUGGAGAUCUCCAUCGUCGAGUGGAGGCUGCUCGCCGCUCCUCCGUCGCUGUUGGCGGCCGCCGCCGUGUGGCUGGCACGACUCAUCCUCUGUAGAGAUGAAUGGACGCCGAACUUGGCGCAUUACUCCUCCUAUCGCGAGAGUGAUAUCGUCCCGACCGCCGGGAUCAUGCUGAACUACGUGCUGAGGCCUAUCCGGCACCCCACAUUCUUCAAGAAGUAUGCCUCCAAGAAGUACUUGAAGGCAAGCACCUUCGUGCGAGCAUGGGCUCUUGAGCGAUGGCCUGAGGGCACCCAAGUCUCGCUGAAGGACGACUUGCCCGUCCUGAAGGCUGAGAUCCGGGCGUAUGAGGAGCGGGCCUUGGCCGGCGCAGAGAACGGGGUCGCUGAGGCGGAGUACGACGAGGUGGAAGAAGCGGAAGUAUAAAGCGAUAGAUCCAAGCCGAAGAAGAAGUCACCCCUACGUCUCCUCUUCCCACCGCCAGCGUUCCGCGAUACAUCACUACUCCCCCAGCCGCUAAACUCUUACCCCUAUUUAUUCUCUAAUCCAAUGAAUCAAUGUUCAAUGUCAAGUCGGUCCGAGGGAAGGCACAGUACGCAUUGUUAUAGUAUCAUCCUCCUUUCCCUUUUCCUGUCCGUGCCGCUGCAGUGUCGCUUCGCCCUGGACAAUCGUCUACGCACCUUGCAUUUGUUUUAUACGCACCUCAUAUGAAAUGUGUUCUACUCGUAUUCCUCCAGUUUCACUUUCGUGGAUCGCUCUGCCCCACUCAUUGGCUUGUACUCCGACGUCAACCUCGAGCUCUCGGUGUGGUUGAUGCUCAGUUGUGUCGUCGUCGCUCGUUCCCGUAUGCGUGAUGCUAAUCUAUGCAAUGCCUUCACAUGAAUCUUGUACCUACCAUUUCUC
Messenger RNA from Gloeophyllum trabeum ATCC 11539, 2446 nucleotides. RefSeq lists its product as uncharacterized. Gene Ontology annotation, molecular function: cyclin-dependent protein serine/threonine kinase regulator activity. The transcript has 5 exons. NCBI's taxonomy places the organism in Eukaryota, Fungi, Basidiomycota, Agaricomycetes, Gloeophyllales, Gloeophyllaceae. Bases 77 to 1969 code for a protein of 630 amino acids. Gene Ontology annotation, biological process: regulation of cyclin-dependent protein serine/threonine kinase activity; G2/M transition of mitotic cell cycle. Gene Ontology annotation, cellular component: nucleus; cyclin-dependent protein kinase holoenzyme complex; centrosome. The record is from RefSeq and is a predicted model, not a curated record.